Sebastes umbrosus (honeycomb rockfish) is the source of this 1535-nucleotide messenger RNA. RefSeq names its product somatomedin-B and thrombospondin type-1 domain-containing protein. The record is from RefSeq and is a predicted model, not a curated record. The transcript is spliced from 5 exons. NCBI's taxonomy places the organism in Eukaryota, Metazoa, Chordata, Actinopteri, Perciformes, Sebastidae. Bases 419 to 1204 code for a protein of 261 amino acids.
CUCACUCCUCCCUUGCCCUCAUUGUCUCCUCCCGUGUGCGAUCGAGUGGAGGGAGGUGCUCAGCUGGGAACACAGAGAGAGAGAGAGACACCAGCUCUGAGGGAGAGAACACAAACACACACACACAAUAUGAGAGACAUGGGAGUCUGAUCAGAGCUGGAAUGGGUCGUUCUGUGCUGUAGGUUGCUCCGCAGGCCUGUUUCUGGAGGGAAACAGAGGGGCUGGACACAGGAGACGGACACAGGAAUUCCAGGUCACAAGGGCUCCUGUGGCAAAGCAGUCUCGGCUGGGUUGGGCCGGGCUGGUAUUCCAACCUCUCACGGCCAUGAGUGUGACAGCAGAGUAAGAAAUAUUAAGAAAAAGAGUGUGGUAAGUUAUAUAUUGGGGAAACUAAGAGGCUGACCUGACCCCCCUCAGGAUGGGAUCCUCUGUGGAGUUUGCCUGUUUGCUGCUGGUGGUUUCCACUCUGGGAAAGAUGGUUUCUGGGGGUUGUUUGGGAAAAUGCUGCCGGGGCAGAGACUUGAGCUGUCUGACCACCGACUGGAGGAUGGACCGCGUGUAUGGGACAUGCUACUGCGACGAGAGCUGCGUCAGGACCAAGGACUGCUGCUUCGACUACUUCACAGAGUGCCCAGCUCGGGACUGCGCUGUGAGCGACUGGAGCUUUUGGAGCGGCUGCGCCAAGCCCUGCCAGCCCUCUGUGCGGGUCCGUGUCCGUCACAUAGAGCAGCAGCCCACUCACAGCGGAGAGCCCUGUCCCAGCCUGGAGCAACGAAGCGGCUGCAGGGAGUACAGAGACCACCAGGGCGGUCACUGUGGACUCAACUCAGGUCCAGCAUUCAUCACCAGCAUGGAGUUUGGCAAGGGAAGGCCCAGGCAUGACCACUAUGGAAAUCCCCUACAAGCCGGGUUCUGUGUGGAAUUCACACUGGAGUCCCGGACACCCCACUGUACGGUGGAGAACCGGCCACACACACACUGGAUGCGCUACAUAACAGAAGGCUUCAAAGUGUGUGUGGCAUGUGAACCUCCCGCCAUGCGAAACAAUAGUGGCAGCUGCCAAGGAGACGGUCUGGAAUCAGACAAAGAAGCUUUGCUCCACUGGCAGGCGGUGGGGAACCAUCAGUGCAGCGGGACAUGGAAGAAGAUCGAGAAAACCCAGCAGUGCAACUGUCCACCACAACACAGCUUCGUCUUCAUCUGAUCCAAACACAGCACCACAGAACUUUCUCUGAUCUGGUGUCCACAAUAACAUUUCACAGCCAAGCUCCCCUUCAACAGCGAGACUGAAAUACCGUGAUCAGAUCAGACGCUUCAAUACUGCAGGCUUUCAACACUAAAAAAGACUCAACGGUGGUGCAAUGCAAUUAUGUCUCUAAUAAAUAUGCUACACACUGAUAUAAAAUGCAUGUUCAACUCACUGCAGUCACCAUGCACAUUUACAUUCUGUGUAUCUUUGCAGCACACAAUGUAACUUGUACAGUAUUUCACCUUUUUUUUAGUCCACAUUAAGCACCUAUCAAAGUUCAUUUUGC